GUUAAUCUUUAAACAUGGAGCACGAGACGGAAUUAAAGUGUCAUGUGAAGGUUGUACUUUAGUCCUCUUUUAAAACCACUACAACCUGUGAAACUCAGCCGUUCUCCAGCAAAUGGACUGUUGACACUGCGUUCAUCUGGCUGCACCAAAGAGACACAAUUACCAAAACUGUACAUUUUCCAGCAGUCCUGAAAUCUUUGGAUUAUUUGGAGCCUUGUCCAUCAAAUUGUUACGAUUUGAAACAAUGAACCUGAGGAAACUAACGAGGCUUCUUCUGUUGUGGAUUACACUUCAUCUUCAAACACCUGAUGGAUCUGUUAUUACAGUAAACCAGGAUUUAAGUGACACAAACUCCAAAAUAAAUCUGGAGGAAAAAUGGAGCACAUUUCAAAUCAAACCUAAAUUCACAGUCAGAGUCGUGCUGGGAAACACUACAGAGCUGCAGUGUAGGAACGAGUCUAGCGAAGGACUGGUUUUGUGGUGGCAGACACCAUUUGGAUCAUUUGGAGAAAGAUACAAGUUUAGCGAUAAGGACCCGAUAGAGAUGAGGAAUGGGAAUCUGAGGAUCCCAAAGGUUACGUUAAGUCACAUCGGAGUUUAUACUUGCCUCCUAGUGGACAGCAGAGGCACAACAGUCAUUCUAUAUAAAGUAAACGUAUUGAACGAAAACACACCCAAGACAAGAACGGGGACAAGAACAGCCAGAGACGCAGAGACAUCCGGCAUCCAUUACACUCACUUCAUAGCAGUGGUGUCAUCAUCAGUGUUGGUUACCUUCAUAGGAGCGUUUACGAUCGGUGCGUUCAGCCAACCCUACGUCAUUACGUGUCUACAAAGAACAAGGACCAGGAUGCGUCCUAAACAAAGCAGCCCUCGAGACACUACAAGAGUCAGUAGACUCAGCACUGUGUUUUUCCAGAGAAACCCAAACUCUAAAGAAGACACUGUACACUUUGCGCCAAAGUCUUCAGCGUCUACCAAGGCUGCUGCUAACAUGAAGACAGACCAAGAUGAGAACCAAAAUGGAGCUCACCAGGAGGGUGGCUCGGUAAGCAGUGAUGUCGGAAAUGACAUAAUCAACACAUCAAAUGGAAAAGCAGGUGAUGAAGCAGAUCAAGAGAAAGACCAAGAAGGACAGGAACAUAAAGCCGGACUUGGAUUGGAACAACCUAAACGCAUCAGUAGAGUAAUUAAACUAUACAACUACGAUGAAGAUGGAAACCGAUACAACCACAUUAAAGAACAAGAGGUCAAGCCUACACCCAGACAGAGAGUGGCGUCACUCUCUCGUCUACAAAGUAUCAUGAACGAGGCGGAAACACAUGAUUUCUCUAGCAGCAGAAUCUCAGCCGGACCAGACGACACUUAAAGAUUUAAACACUUAAAACUUGGACAAUUUUAUGAGAAAAGUACACGAAUACUCUUAUUACCAUGCUUUAAAAGAUAGUUCAGCAAAAAUCUUCCAGUAAUGGUGCAUUCAAGUCAUGUCAGAAAGAUCGUAUUUAAAAAACCUCGAUGUAUUUUUUUUUAGUCAAGGUAGACCUCCAUCUUACUCUGACCAAAGUGACUUGAAUGAUAUUUAUGUAAAAAUUUUACUUAACGCACUAAAUAAUAAGGAACAAAAGACCUGGGGGUCGGUGGCUGUAACGUGGGGUUACUCCAGAGUUGCUUAUUUUCCAACAGUGCGUCCCAAAGUGUUUUAUUUCUCUUAUACCACAGCGAUUCACCAACAAUUACAGUACAAAGUGUUUUAUUUCUCUUAUACCACAGCGAUUCGCCAACAAUUACAGUGUUUUAUUUCUCUUAUAGCAAUUCGCCAACAAUUACAAAGUGUUUUAUUUCUCUUAUACCACAGCGAUUCGCCAACAAUUACAAAGCG
Molecule: messenger RNA, 1879 nt
Organism: Tachysurus fulvidraco (yellow catfish)
Lineage: Eukaryota; Metazoa; Chordata; Actinopteri; Siluriformes; Bagridae
Exons: 4
Coding region: 245-1369 (374 amino acids)
Source: RefSeq, a predicted model, not a curated record